This is a messenger RNA of Phymastichus coffea, 6047 nucleotides long. RefSeq lists its product as uncharacterized. The transcript has 8 exons. The record is from RefSeq and is a predicted model, not a curated record. Gene Ontology annotation, molecular function: 1-phosphatidylinositol-3-kinase regulator activity. Bases 434 to 3232 code for a protein of 932 amino acids. NCBI's taxonomy places the organism in Eukaryota, Metazoa, Arthropoda, Insecta, Hymenoptera, Eulophidae. Gene Ontology annotation, biological process: phosphatidylinositol phosphate biosynthetic process; intracellular signal transduction. Gene Ontology annotation, cellular component: phosphatidylinositol 3-kinase complex.
GCUUGGCGGCGGUGCGUCCAACAUAACGACCGUGUGGAGUUCGAGGAUAAUUUCUCGAGCGCAUUGUCGUUUUCGUCGUUGUCGUUGUACGCUCUUGCGAUCAAUGAGUAUGGUUAAGUUUUUAUCGUCUCGCCAUUGUGUGCACUCUAAAUUUAGACAAGAAUGCGCGCAGUAAUUAAUAGCACCGCCGCCAGCGCGGCUCCCCCGUAAUGUGUGUCCUCUCUCUCAUAAGGAUGUGAGACCAACCGAGAGAAAUGUCUCCGCGAGGAUGAUGACGAAGAUGAGGUUCAAACAGCAGCAGCAGUGCGAUCGCGUAAUGCAAUCUCCCUCGGCGAUGACGGUGCUCGUGAUUGAAUUGUAGGCGAAUCUUUGAAAUAUCAUGGUUUAAUACGUUGUCAACGUGAGAGAGAGCUGCCUUUGCACGAGGGUUAAUAUGGAUUCGCCACCCUCUUACUCAUUAAGUGUUACUGGACCGCUAAGUGAUAUUGGUAGCAGCGGUAUUGGAGGCUCCAUAUCCAGUGACUCUGUUCGGGGACAUUUUGCUACUACAGAGCUGCAGGAAAGUGACAUGGAAAGCAAGUCUCUGUCACAAGACUCGUUUGACUAUUCAGAUGGGAUCCAUGGUGAGAAUUUCAACACACUGAAAAAAGGGCCUAUGUGGACAGAUGUACUGUCGGCUGCAGCAGCAACUGUGGCUGAACAGAGGAAACUUGAGGAGAUUGCCAUCAAACCACCUCUAGAGUUUCAAGAUAGCCCGUCACCACCAGAUACCUCAGCUUCUUCUCUGGAGCCUCUCACCUCUGAUACCCAUACUAUUUUAGAAGCCAGGAGAAAAGCAGCUAAUCCAUGUAUUAUUGAGUUUGCUGAGAGUUUAGUGGAGACAAUAGUUGAGGAGGCUCUGGCUAUUUCAUGUAGAAUAUCGUGGCCAGAGGGAAGAAUUAUUUUAAAGCCUAAGCAUACGCCUAAUCAUGAUGUGAUGCAUGUGACUUGCAAUAAUAGAAUCAGUAGAAACAAUUCCUCGCGUUACUGGACAUCGGACUAUUUGACGUCGUCGUCUCCAGGUCUGGCGACAGCAGGUUACCAAGGUGCCAUAACGAUUACACCUUUUAGCACCUUAAAUCGACCAAAUUCUCGUUCGUCUUUGGCCUCGUCUCGUUUAUCCAGCUCGCACAAUUCGAUCAACACCGCAGGAUUGAGUAAUAAAGCAGAUGAUAGUAGUUUCAUUACUUCGGCAAUGUCGCAUGAUAUCUUGACUACUAGUCAAAUUAGUGACAUGUACAAUGUACCCUUUGAUUCGGAUAUCUAUACUGUCCCUAUCGAUGUGGUACGGCCGUUUCACCAUGAGCUAAGAACUCCUCAAAGGCCAAAGAGGCAUAAGCAUCAUCGGAAGAGGCGAAGGAAUGUAUCUGCCAGUCAAAGUGAAUGCGAGUUUCAUAUGCAAGCGAGACAUUAUUGUGGUGGGAUGCCUGGGAAAACUAGAUCCAUUGGCUAUGUGGUCAAGUCACAGAAGAUGCUCGCUGAGUGCUGCAAUAACUUCGGCGCUACAUCUCUUAUUGGUGGUUCUACUGCUAAUGAAAUUUGUGGAACGACAGGCAAGCGCCACAGUGUGCCGGGUACUUCAGUAGCAGUAGCAGAAGUAGCGACAGUAGGCCGCCGACAGCAACAGCAGCAGCAACAGCAGCAGCAUCAUCACCGAACGACCGCAAGAAGUUCACACGUGCGCAACAUUGGCGAACCAAUUCAUAUGACGUUGCACGAGGUACGCCAAUACUUGCAGACAUUGUAUUCGUCUGGUUCGAGCGAAAGUUGCGCCGAGGCGAAAAUGAAGCGCGCGGGUAAGAUGCAGCAACACGCUGUGAUACCGAAACUCCUCAACCUCAAUAACAACAAGUACAGCAAUCCACACAACGCGACUGACUCAUCGACAACGAACACGCCAAUAUCGAAUAAGAGCAGUAACGGCCUCAUUCAGCAUAAUAACAAUAAUAUCAACAAUAAUAAUAACAACAACAAUAACAGUGGCAAUGCUAAGAAACACAAAAAGAAUACGCUAUGCACGCUCAGAAGCAAGAAGGUGAAAGACGAGCAGAGGAGCGACGAUUUGAGAUUGGUGGAUGGAACUGAUGGCAGUGCAGGUGGCAACAGAGAGAAAAUGAAGAAAAGUCAGAGGCAUUUCACCCUCAAUCUCAAGCAGACUUUGUGCAAUAUUUUCAGGUUUAAAAAGAUAGGCUCGCCGGAGCAUCAGAUAGUAACGAAACAUCGUAAUAACGUGAUUCAUCAACAACCACCACUCUCAGACACGAUAGUCCAUCCAGACGAUGACGAUUUGGUAGCCGAUUACGAGCAACAUCCACAGCAGCAGCAGAACAAUAACAAUGGUGGAGCAAUGAUGAACGGCGAUCUUAAUGAAUUUGAGACGAGCACUCAAGUUGGUACAAAAUUGCCAUUUUUCAAACGUGCACUACCGCCUUUACCAAAGAGCAAUGGACAUGUCGAGAGUCGAAUUAAUUCGCAAAUUGAUGGUGCAAUUGCCAAUGGAAUUAAUGGGGGGCCGCCAAGGUGUGAAACACCCGCACAACAACCCAUAGCGUCGGAAAAUGACGACGAACAGGUCAACGAAGAUACCAGCAUGGACUUUGCUGCUAGCAUUGAGAAAGUCAAGGACUAUGGCUGGUAUUGGGGACCCAUAAGCGGCGAAGCUGCAGAAAAGAUUUUAUCCAAUGAACCGGAUGGGUCAUUUAUCGUGCGAGAUAGCAGCGACGAUCAUUAUAUAUUCUCGUUGUCAUUUAGGCUGAACAACUGCGUUCGACAUGUCAGAAUUGAGCAUGAUCAGGGUAACUUCAGCUUCGGUAGCUGUACAAAAUUCAAGUCGCACACAAUUGUUGAUUUUAUUGAGAACGCAGUGGAACAUUCACGAAGUGGACGCUACUUAUUCUUCUUGCAUCGUCGUCCAGUCCUCGGCCCCAUGAGAGUACAACUUCUGCAUCCAGUCUCACGUUUUAAGCAAGUCCAAAGUCUUCAGCAUACCUGUCGCUUCGUCAUUUUGAAAAUGGUCCGUAAGGAUUUGAUACCAACGUUACCGUUACCACGACGAUUGAUCGACUACUUGUCGGCACCUCAUUACUACAGCGAACAAUUGGCAUGUGAACAAGAGGAGCGAGUAGAGUCACCUGUAAGCUCAUCUACUGGUGAACUUGAAAAAAUAUGCUUUACCCCUCAGGGCCUAUCGUGAGCGACGCUUUACACAAGCGAGGAUAUACCACGAUGCCCAUGACGAUACUUGUGUAUUAUAUUUCGAGGACUGUUGCGAGAUAAUGCUCGCGGGUUUUAGCAUGUGCGAAGUAGUAAUUUUUUUUUUCAUUUUUUGGGAGUCAAAUGGAGUUGCUUGGGUCAUUGAGGUGAAAUUAUAAGUGACUUCGGUUCGUGUUUAAAUGCACGAUAAUAUCUGUUAAUUUAUUUGACUAAAUUUUGUUGCGAUGAUCUUUCAGUAAAAGCUGAAGUUGCAAAUGAUACUGUGAUCGUAUAAAAUUUUGUUAUUAUUUGGAUAUAAUAGAGUAAAUUUACUUAUUUUUUAUAUGAAACCAAAUCUAAGUUCGUUUAUAAUUUGAUUUUUAUUACAUUCCAGUAUUUUGUAAAAAAGCAAUGUAAAAACUAAAAGUAAAUUUAGUUUUAUGAGAUAUUAGAGUAAUUUUUGAAGUGUAAUCUAAAAAAUCGAUUAAUUGUAAAAUUGAUUUUAGGGUAAAAUACUUAUUUUGUCUAAAAUUGUCAACAAAAAUUUGAAUUGUAAAUAAAUACGGUAUAUUAUACCUUAAGUAUCACUAAUAAUUUGAAAAAUAAUGUGAUAAAACUUACGUGGAAUUGUGUAGAUUUCACUUAUAAUUUAUUCCUACAAUCAACGAGCACAAGCAAUUCCAAGGGAAAUAAUAAAUGAGCGCUACUGUAAAUAUACGUAAAGACGGUUUUCAUCGAGUCAUUUUACGUGCGGAAUAAGCAACGACGAGUUUAUUUUGAAAAUUCGCGUUGAUUUUUUUUAUAAUAAAUAUAUUAUAUACAGUUACUUUUUCACGCCGAAGAUUAUAUAUUGUUUUAUAUUAAUUAUUAUGAAUUGUUACCUAGAAAAAGUCUGGUUCUUUUUUUUGCUUUCAAGAGAAGAAAAAAACUAUUGUUGCAAAUUUAAAUUAUUAUCAUAAAUAUUAAUAUAUUAUUGUCGUAUUCUUAUAACAAGUAUAACGUGAAUACUUUUCAGCAGAUUUUUCGGGAUUUUGUUAUCUAUCGUGUAAUAAGCAUAAGAUGCAAAGGAGAUAAAAAAAGUUUUAAUCACUCUAUAUGAACGCGAAGUAUUAGGGCAAGUCUUUUUGUACUCGUAUGAAUAUAUUACGAACUAUAAUAAUAUAAACAGGAUACUAAAGUAAAUAAAAGAAAAAAGUAAUGGACUAGGCAUAUAAGACUCGUGUAAAUUUGCGGUUUAGUGAGAAAGUGCGUUAAUUAUACGCACUUAACGAAGUUUGUUUGCCAAGAGACAGAAGAGAAAACCAACCGCAUUAGCAGUGAUCUUGCGAUAUAGAAAAAAAACAUUAGUGCAAUAUGUAAUCAUUCGUAGAGAAAAGUCAUUCUCGCGCGGCCAGCGAGAACGCAAGUAGUAGCGUGUAUAACGUUUGACAUACUUUUUAUAGUCCUACCCCCUUCCUCGUCGAACACGAAGAAUUUGAAGAAAAAAAUAAAACACACAUUUAGUUUCUGAACGUUUUUUCUAUAUUAGUGAUAUAUUUUUAUUACGUACGUUUAGUUAAUGAAAUAUCUUUUGAUGCAUGCGCCUCUUAGUAAGUUGUCAAAACCAAAUAGAGAAAAAGAAGACAACAGAAGCCACACGUUUGUACAAGUUGUAUUGUAUAAUUUAUACGUAAAAUUUUUUACAUUAAACAUUUAUAUUGUCUCUACCUUCGUUUAUAAGCUUCGCCCCAGAAAAAAUCUCUCAUGUCAACAUAGAAAUAAAACACAUGCGAGGGUAGUCUCAAAAAUACCCGACUCAACAAAUGAAAACAAAAACAAAAUAUUUCGAAAAAAAAUAUAUUUAUUCCUCCUCCUCCUUUAUUCUCUACAUAAUUUCCUUUUAUUUCGAUAUAUUUUUCUUAGCGAUGUUCGAUAGCUUCGAUAUCUUGCUUAUAAUUAUUGUUUUCACAAUUUACACGUCUUUGUUUAAACUCUGCUAUCCUUCCUUUUAUAUCGGUUGGUCUGAAACCUUUCAAAUAAAAACAUUCUAUUACACAAAUAUAAUCAAUUUUUUCCAUUUUUAUGAAUUCACUAAAAGUGUCAACUAUUGAUAGCUACCAAAUAAAUACAAACAACAUAUCUUCACGAAACUUCGAACUUAGGUUCCCUGAGGCUAGUACCUUCUAUUAUAAAUAUUGUUUUUAAACAGCAAUCGUAUAACAGUUAUGUCGGGUCGGAUAUUUCUAGGACUGCCCUCGUACAUACAAACACAGCGUCGGUGCUCCGAUAAUUAAUAAGCUGCUUAUUCUUCAGGAUGUAAGAACAAUAUUGAUAAUAAUGACAAAAGCGUGAUACGUAAUUGCACACGCACGCACACAUUGAUCUUUGCAAAUGCAUUUACGUGAUUCCGUUGGCAAACCGUCUUUGUUUUUUCUCUAUUUUCGUUGUCAAUGCACGCGUAGCGAGUAAAUCACCGUGAAUGAUUAUUAUUUGAUUCUGUUCCUCAAUAAAAUGUUUUUGCAAGCAAUUUUUGUACUGAACAUCUAGCGCAGAGUAUACGACUUUUUGCAUACCAUGUAAAUUGAUACCACCUCCGAAAAUACCUAUCAUUCAUUACCUACAGACACGCAGUAAUUGACGUUAAUAUAAAUAUAAUAAAGAUUUGAUUAGAUGAUAACGAACGAAAUGCAUAAUAGCGUUUUAAUCAAACACAAAGAAAAUAAAAACAAACACGUACACAGACAAAGGUAAAAUAAAGAGCAAGCGAAGACUUCAAUACGUGAUACGCAAAAAUAAUUUUGCGCAGGCAUUGUGAUUUCGUUUAAAAUAAAAUAAAA